Grosmannia clavigera kw1407 is the source of this 951-nucleotide messenger RNA. RefSeq lists its product as uncharacterized. The transcript is spliced from 2 exons. Lineage: Eukaryota; Fungi; Ascomycota; Sordariomycetes; Ophiostomatales; Ophiostomataceae. The record is from RefSeq and is a predicted model, not a curated record. The coding region runs from base 1 to 951 and encodes 316 amino acids.
AUGAAGCUCUCCGGAAGCAUCGCCUCCUGGCUGCUGUUCGCCCGUCUCAUGCAGCUUUUGGCUUCUCUGGCUGCCGUCAUUCUUGGCGGGCUCCUGCUCGUCUGGGCCGACGGCCUGUCGACAGAAACUGGCUCUGAUGUUUCGGGUCGCGCCUUGGUCAUCACUCGGCGCAUCUUCUUUGUCUGUUCUGAAGGUAUCGCCUCUGUGCUCCUCAUUUAUGUCGCCGCCUCCUGUGUCCUCAUCCUGCGGUCCUAUCGCCAGGUCGGAUCAAGACUGCGGCUGUGUCUGGCCGCUUCAGUAGGCGGCGAUGUGUUGAUGAGCGGCCUCGAUCUGGCCGUGGCCACUCUGCUGGCAGCCGGAGGUACUACAUCCCAGCUGGGGAACUGUCCCGUGGUCGAUCGGCGGCUGUGUCUCCUCCAGCAGUCGUUCUACUGGGUAGCCAUUGCCAUCAUCUUCACCUAUUUGGCCACCAUUACUUUGACCUCCCUGCAGAUCUAUAAGCUGGUCAGACAUCGUCAGGAAGGGUCGUCAAGCCGUGACCAGCCUGAAAGUCCAUUGUUAGGCCCCAUUCCAGCAGCUCCGCUCAGACCAGAGAAUGAAGAGCUCGUUGCCCCAUCACCAUCACCGGAAGCCACUUCGGUCCCUGAACCUUCCGAGCUUCCUCCUUCUGCAGAAGGCGUCAGUGCACCCCCACCAGGAAAGCAGCAGAUCCAGCUCCAAGUGGCCCCAUACCACAUUUCCGACGUUGCUGCCGCUGCCACAAUAAUGGAUGGCUCCCGAUUUCAGUCCGGCCACGUCCAGCUACACAACUCCACGUCCACCUUGCCGUCGUACUCUCCAAGAGAGGACGGAGGUGGAGGCAAUGACACGAGCAACAGAAACAACAGAGACAACAGCGACAAUAAUGACAACAAUCACAGUCUCGGAGGUUGCCGGCUUAGCCAAUCAUAA